Molecule: messenger RNA, 1167 nt
Organism: Linum tenue
Lineage: Eukaryota; Viridiplantae; Streptophyta; Magnoliopsida; Malpighiales; Linaceae
Source: the annotation of a GenBank genome assembly
UUGUUGAGGUACGAGAGCAACAACUUCUUUGACCAGAGCAAUCAGGAUGGGCACAGAGGAGUAUGCGGGAAUCAGACCACAGAGACAAAGGGUAACAUUUCUUACAGUGUAGCUGUGGAACAUCUGCCGUCAGAUCUUAUAAUCGCCACCCAGAAGAUCAAUGUCGUCUACGCAGCAAGCACGAGAGAACUGAGGCCUCCUCCUGCUGGUGGUGGUGGCGGUGUUGGUGGGAAUGUAACAGUCUAUGGUGUUACACAGUGCCUUGAAACCAUCAGCCAGAAGGGUUGCCAAGAUUUCUUGCAACAGGGAUUCAAUGAUUUACAGAGAUGUUUUUCGAAAACUGCUGCCAGUGCCGUCAACGACGUUCUAAGCAAGAAGAUUAUAAUUGCUGCAGUGGUCGGAGGAGGGAUAGGUGGUGGUAUCCUAUUACUUGCGGUUGCCAUAGUUUUAUGGUGGGAGAAAAAGGGCAGUCUCAGCUGGAAGCAGAGGAUGGACAUAGUACUGGGUACAGCAAGGGGCCUGGCGUAUUUACAUGAGGAUUUCUAUAUGUGCAUCAUACACAGAGACAUCAAGACCGACAACAUUCUUCUGGAUGAUGAUUUUCAGCCCAAGAUUGCAGAUUUCGGGCUGGCAAGACUUCUACCGGAGAGUCGGACUCAUCUUGACACCAAGCUCGCCGGGACAAUGGGAUACAUGUCGCCUGAGUAUGCAUUGUAUAGUCAGUUAUCAGAGAAGGCUGACACUUACAGCUAUGGAGUGGUAGUUCUGGAAAUAAUCAGUGGCCAAAUGAGCAGUGAAUUAAGGCAAGAUGAAGUAGCUGAGUAUCUGCUGAAGAAGAUAUUGAAACAGACGUGGAAGUUGUACGAAAGCGGAAUGCAUACAGAACUGGUAGAUGAAACCAUAAGUCAGGAUGAAUACCCGAAAGAAGAAGAAAAGAAGGUGAUGGAAAUAUCUCUGAUGUGCACUCAACCAUCACCUUCGAUGAGGCCAACGAUGUCAGAGGUAGUUAUGUUACUGAAACGCGAAGGAUCGGUACAGCUCUAUCAGCCGCUAGCAAAGCCUCCACUGAUUGACUCCAAUGCCAACUUCCUCCCGGAAAUGUCUGGCUCGACGGGCUCCCUCACAUCAAACGCCACUUGCUCCAUCUCCGGAGUCUAUGGCAGGUAG